UUAUAAAGUAAAUUACAUAAUACUAUGUAUCGUGGUUAUUAAAGAUAAGCAUUCUUAUUUUUUAGCGUAAUUGUAACAUGUAUAAUUGAAUGUUUUUUUGUCUUAGAAGGAAGUCAUUCUUAAUCUUUGUACUACCCAAACAUUUUUCCACAUUUUAUUCCAAACAAGAAUUAGAGUAAUAACAUACUGAAAUCAUCGUUGCUGCCUCCCUCUUUUUUUCAGUGCUCAUUAGUGUAAUUUAAUAACAAUAUAUUAAUAAAUAUUUCAACACUAAUACAAAAAAUGGUAAAUAGUAUACCUAUACGUACAAGAAUAAUUAAAUAUGUUACAGAUAAUAAUUAAAUAUGUUCCAGUUGGUAACUUCUAUAAAGUUACGUAAAUUUUUUAAACAUGUGCUACUUAUAAAAUUUAUAAAACUAUUCGCCUACUAUAAAUAUAUCAUAUCGUUUGUAAAAUGUUGCUUGACAAAUUCGAUAUGUUUUAUCCCAUAUCUAAACAAUAAGCUUAUAUUUAUAAAGCUGUGUGUUUCAUACGAGUUUGUAAGAAGAAAAUUUUGGCUACAAUACUAUUUCUCUUUUAUAUGGGUUACUUAUUAUUCAAGAUAUCUAGUUGACGUUAUUUUAUAUCACAUAUAUGUUGUUUCAAUUGUUUUUGCUUUCCUAUAAUGAGAAUCAUUGAAUGAAUCAGGUUAUUUUAAUAAAAUUUUAUUCUAUGCAAUAAUAAUACCAAAAACUACUUUGUAUAAUAUAUAUUAUUCUAAUUUUUAUUAAAAAAAAGAAAAAAAAAGGAGAAAAGACAUAUUUUGUACAAAUCUCAUGUUACGAUUGCAAAUGAUCUUACUUUUGUAUUGUAUUCUUAAAAAACUGUUUUUAUGGAAACAAAAUAAGAAUAUCUAAGAAUGACGUGAAAUUUCCUUUAUUAUAAUAAUAUUAGUUUAUUACGUGAAUUAGUUGAUAAGAAUGUAUGAAGUUCUUCACAAGAAGAACGUAUGUAACAAGUAAAUGUAUGAUUAUAGAAAAUAAAUUUCGUGUGUAAGUUAAGAAUUAAUUAUUUUUGUUUUGUAAUACUGUAUGUAAUAUUAAUAUGUUAACUCUGCAUAUUAUAUGAAAUAGCAUUUGAAAUAUUUAAAGAUAUUUAAUUUGAUACAUAUACGUUCUUCUUUAGUAUAGUUCAUGUAAGAUAGAAAAGAACGAUGUACGUCGAAGCUGUUCAAUAAUCGAAAAAUGAAAUGUUUUUUUGUAGUACUUAUAGAUUUUAAUAAACGGUCAACAACAAUUUUUCAUUAAAAAUUAUAUAUUUUUUAUCAUUUUUAUUAAUAUCUUAUCAAUAAGAUCGAUAUUUGUAUAUAACAAUAAAAUCAUAACCUUACUUUCAUACUAGUGACAAAGUGAAACUUCGUCAAAAUGAUGCAACAGUAUAUGAAAGAAUUAGAACAAGAUCCAUUUGAUCCUGAAGAAUUUGUUGAAAGACUUGCUUGGAGAACAGUUAAUGAUACGACAAAGGAUGAUGGAAAAACGUUUUUUGAUCCGACGAUAGUGCAUGAAACUUUCUUACAAGCGAUUAAAGAUUUACAAAUUUUACAGGAACGUCAACAAAAGAAAUGCGACAAACUUGAGGCAGCAUUAAAAGAUGAAGAAGCAAGGCAUAUACUAGAAAUAUUUGAAUUGCAAGAAAGAAACAAACAUUCUAUUGAUCUAUUUCAUCAGUUAGAUGAAAGAAUAAAUCUUGUAGCUACCAAGGUUUUACACUUAGGAGAUCAAUUGGAAAGUGUUAAUACUCCGAGAGCUAGAACUGUUGAAGCUCAGAAAUUAAUGAAACAUUUUUCAGAAUUUUUAAGUCCCGGACCUUUGACAGACCCGAUUUUUACAGAUAAAUCUUCGCUAGAUGAGGCAGCAGAUGUUAUACAGAAACUUCAUCUUAUUUCACAAGAAUUACCAUCUGAGAAAUUUGAACAUGCUAAGAAAAAAAUUGCAGUUAAGUACGACGAAAUUGAAAGAAAUCUCAUAGAAGAAUUUGUUAGAGCACAUAAUAGGGAAGAUGCUACUCGUAUGAGAGAGCUAGCGUCGGUGUUAGCUCAUUUUAAAGGAUAUUCUCAAUGUAUUGAUGCAUUUAUAGAGCAAAGCCAAAUGGGCUCGUUUGGAAAGGACGUUUUCCAAGAUGUAAUACCUAUGUGUACAAAAUAUCAUAAAUUAAUGCAGCAAGUAUUUACAAAUCCUGAACAGGUGAUGGCAAAAUUUGUGCUAAAUAUUUACCACUUAAGACUUCAAAAAUAUGCAGUUGCUAAAUUAGCAGAUAAAACUGAUCCUGAAAAAUACCUUAAAAAUUUAUAUGAUUUAUAUACAAGAACUGUGAAAUUGUCUACAGAAUUGAAAAUGUUUAAUAUGGGUACUGAUGAUACAUAUCUUGCCAAACUUACUAGAAAUAUAUUUCAGAAAUAUCUGGAUACUUAUAUCAUCAUGGAAACUAAAGUAUUGAGGGAAAAAUCAGCAGCUCUUCUUAUUGAAUAUUACGAAUCUAAAAAUCAUCAAAAAAAACAAUUACAAAGUGGCGGAUUUCAAGAAUUAAGAAGAGAUUUACAAGCAGUUUUAGGUGCAAGGACUAAUAUAAAUAUCGCGCAAAUAGAAAAUUAUGGUGGUGAGACUUUUUUGUCAGAAGAACUUGCAAUUGCUUUGUUACAAAGAAGUAAAUUGGCGUUUCAAAGAUGUCAAUUAUUAUCGAAACCUGAUGAUAUACCGAUAAAUACAAUUCAGAUUUUGGAGAUACUAUUACAAUAUUUAAUAAGUGAACACGUUGAUUAUGCAUUAGAAUUGGGUUUACAAAGUGUACCAAUUCCUGAAAGCAGAACUCAACCUGAGAUAUAUUUUUUCAAUGUUGUACGUCAAUGUAACGCAAUUGUACGCUUAUUAGAGGAACAAUUUAAUGACAGCGUGAUACCUCUUGUUCUGUCUACACCCAAGCACGGAGAUUGUAUGUUAAAGAAAAAGCUUGUGUUAGAUCAAAUUGACAUGAAAUUGGAGAUGGGAUUAGAUAGAAGUAUAAAUGCUAUUAUCGGCUGGGUAAAAGUGUAUCUACAAAACGAACAACGAAAAACUGAUUUUAAACCUGAAACUGAUGUAGAUACUUUAAGCACUCCAGCUUGUUUAACAGUAGUACAAUAUGUUACUGGAAUGAUUCGACAUAUUCGGAGUACUUUAGAUGGAAAAAAUUUAAACACUGUUUUAACUGAGCUUGGAGUGCGAUUUCAUAAAAUUAUUUAUGAUCAUUUACAACAGUUUCAAUUUAAUUCUGCAGGUGCUAUGUGUGCAAUAUGCGAUAUGAACGAAUAUCGUAAAUGCGUCAAGGAACUUGAAAUUGACCUUGUUACUAAUUUGUUUGACACUUUACAUGCUUUAUGCAAUUUAUUAUUAGUUAAACCAGAAAAUUUAAAACAAGUUUGUACAGGAGACCAAUUGGCAACGUUAGACCGUAAUGUUCUAGUGAAUUUCAUACAAUUAAGAACUGAUUAUAAAACACAAAAAUUAGCAAAUUGUUUAAAGGGUUUAGCCACAUAAUAAAUUCGUAAAAUGUGUGAAUAUUACCUUUAUAAUACCUUUGAAAUAUGUUAUGUACAGUAUUUAGGAUAUACAACCAAAAUAAUAACAAACUAGAUCUUACUAAAUGAA
Molecule: messenger RNA, 3662 nt
Organism: Frieseomelitta varia
Lineage: Eukaryota; Metazoa; Arthropoda; Insecta; Hymenoptera; Apidae
Gene: Sec10
Product: exocyst complex component 5
Exons: 6
Coding region: 1404-3551 (715 amino acids)
Biological process (GO): Golgi to plasma membrane transport; exocytosis
Cellular component (GO): cytoplasm; exocyst
Source: RefSeq, a predicted model, not a curated record